GAUCGAGUCUUUUUCAAAUCCCUGAAAGUUUUUCAAGUUCAACUUCAAGAAAAGCGAAUUGAGAAGAAGCCUCCCUGCUGAUCAAAAACAACCAGCUUCAACCAGCUGGGUGCGCCUCAUAGUGGUGGCAGAAAAGAUCUGAGGUCUCAAAAGACACAGGAGAAUCUCUUGCAAUACCUUCUCAGUGGCAGUGUAGAGCAGCCGCAGGGCGCCCGGCCUCCGAGCAGCCACACGGUGAUGGAAAGGGAGAACAUUGCUCGAGCACUUGUUACUUUGUGAUGAGAUUGCAGCUGUCUCAGAUUUAAGGAGGCCAAUUUGCCUUGGGUUUGGCUGUCAAUCUGGCAACUAACAUAAGCAACAACUAAACCGCCAGCGCAAGGUUCCCUGGAAUGCACACAGACAGCAUUGCGCACGACGCUGAUCUAACUGAAACUCAUUCACUGACUUCCAGUUCACAGAGUCAAAUGGUUUACAUACCAAUCCUGACAGAGGGCAUGUAACCACAUUUCUACCAGUGCGCCCUUAGCGGCGCUUUCUCUCAAUGGCUACCACUCUUCAGCGCAUCGGUCAGCCGUCAUUUUCCAGCCAGUCACCGUCAUGUAGCUCAAGCAGCCAGGAACUAGGCGCGGCCCAUCUCUCUUCGUCCUGCUAUCACAGCCAAGGGCUCCGGAGGUCCUUGAGCAGAGCCGCCGAUAGCUUCAGAGCAGACAAGAGCUUACGAGCCCGGGGGAUAAGCAGACAAGCUGUGGCUUGCGAGGCGAGUUUGGACGGUUUGGACGAGGUCACUCUGCUGGACUAUGGCGCGGGGAACGUGCGGAGUGUCCGGAAUGCAAUCAAACUGCUGGGGUACAAGGUCCGGGAUGUCGAGAAGCCAAGCGACAUUCUCGACGCGCGCAAGCUCAUCUUCCCCGGCGUCGGCGCGUACGCCUCCGCAAUGGAGGUCCUCCGGAGAAAAGAUCUGAUUGCCCCUGUGAAGGAGUACGUACAAUCCGGCCGAUCCUUCCUUGGGAUCUGCCUAGGCCUACAGCUUCUGUUUGAUGGGAGCGAAGAAAACGAUGGAGUGGAAGGGCUGGGAAUCAUCCCUGGAACGGUGGCCAAGUUCGACACGGCUCUGGGGUUGCCGGUACCGCACAUUGGGUGGAACGGCCUGAGCCAGAAGCAGGAGUCUGCAAUCCUUGCCGGUGUGAAUGGGCGCCACGCCUACUUUGUGCACAGUUACCGGGCCGUCGAAACGCCAGAAAACAGGGACUGGGUGUUGGCGACCAGCGAGUAUGGGGGGGAGUUCGUAAGCGCUGUCAAGAAAGGCGAGGUCGAAGCGGUCCAGUUUCACCCGGAGAAGAGUGGUGCAGUGGGGCUUGACAUUCUGCGACGGUACCUUGGACCCAACCGCUCAGCAGCAGCAGAGGACGUUGAGCGGCAAGCGGAAGCUGCGAAAACGGCGCUACGGAAGCCGGCGCACGCGUUGGCCAAGCGCGUAAUUGCGUGCUUGGACGUCCGAGCGAACGACAACGGGGACUUGGUCGUGACGAAGGGCGACUCGUACGACGUCCGGGAAAAGACCGACUCGCGAGAGGUGCGUAACUUGGGCAAGCCGGUGGAGCUGGCGGGGCGCUAUUUUAAGGAAGGCGCAGACGAGGUCACGUUCCUCAACAUCACCGGAUUCCGGGACUUUCCGCUGGCGGACAUGCCCAUGCUCGAGGUCCUGCAGCGGACGUCCGAGAACGUGUUUGUGCCACUGACGGUCGGCGGGGGCAUCCGCGACUUCACCGACUCCAACGGGAAGCACUACUCCAGCCUCGAAGUCGCUGCGGAGUACUUCCGAUCGGGCGCCGACAAGAUCUCCAUCGGAAGCGAUGCGGUCACUGCUGCGGAAGAGUAUCUAAAAACGGGGAAGAAGACGGGCAAAACGGCGAUCGAGCAGAUCUCGUACGUUUACGGCGCACAAGCGGUGGUUGUGAGCAUCGACCCGCGACGGGUUUACGUGCGAGACCCGAACGAAGUGCCGUACAAAACGACGAAGCUGCGGAAGCUGGGGCCGAACGGCGAGGAGUAUGCGUGGUAUCAAUGCACGGUUAAGGGCGGUCGCGAGGGGCGGCCGAUCGGCGCGUACGAGCUUGCGCAGGCGGUGGAGGCGCUGGGGGCUGGGGAGAUCCUUCUCAACUGCAUCGACGAAGAUGGGCAAGGCGCCGGCUUUGACACCGACCUCGUGAAGCUUGUCUCCGAUGCGGUGUCAAUUCCGGUCAUUGCCAGCAGCGGAGCGGGCUGCCCGGAACACUUCUCUGAGGUCUUCCACAAGACGCGCGCUGCGGCUGCGCUGGCGGCCGGGAUUUUCCACCGGGAAGAGGUCCCCAUCCGGGCGGUAAAAGAGCACUUAGCAGAAGCGCAAGUUGAGACGCGGCUGCUAUAAGCGCUUGUCAGCGCGCGGUUGCGUAUGCUCUUUGGCAUAUUCAAACGGGGCCGGAGUAGGAAAGAGUCAGGCACAGAGCGAGCUAGGACGCGGGCGCGUUUAGGGAGCGUAGUCUUUCUGGCUUAACGAUGUUCCUUUUUACGCUACGCUCCUUACUUACCUGAGAAGAACCAGAUCGGAGGAAUUCUCAGGCCGGGUGUUUGCGGUGUAUUUCCCUGGCGCUUCUUCAACUGGCCCGCAAGCCAUCCGUGCAGAUUUGCCACCUCUGCUUCCCCAUCAUAAAUACUCGCCGGUGCAAGGCAUCGUACGUUGCUAACGUACGAUAAAGCCGCACACACAGUUCGAAGCACAGGUCUACAUCCGACUUCAAAAGUUGAGGACGACUACUACACGGCACUGGCCCGGCGUCAGAUUUAGCUGGGCCGCUGAGAUGAGUUGCGCUAGUAGGAACUUCUUCUAGUAGUAAGCCUAGAAGUCAUGCUGGCCUGCUUUGAUAGGAUACCUCG
Klebsormidium nitens is the source of this 2913-nucleotide messenger RNA. The record is from the annotation of a GenBank genome assembly. NCBI's taxonomy places the organism in Eukaryota, Viridiplantae, Streptophyta, Klebsormidiophyceae, Klebsormidiales, Klebsormidiaceae.